Rattus norvegicus (Norway rat) is the source of this 5713-nucleotide messenger RNA. The record is from RefSeq and is a predicted model, not a curated record. NCBI's taxonomy places the organism in Eukaryota, Metazoa, Chordata, Mammalia, Rodentia, Muridae.
UGCUGUUAAGAUGGCGGUGGUCAUCCAAAGGCUGCAGUGCGGGCUGCAGGAGCCAUCUGCAAGGUGUUUCCCGCCCCCUCCCCUUCAUGGCUGGUUGUGGAGAGGACUCCUCAGUUCCUGCCCACGUCGGUCUCUUCCCCCAUGCUACUUGAUUGAAUUGUCAUUAAAGCAUGGUGCCUCAAGAGAGGUGGAGGAAGAAGAGAGAAACUCUCUUAUGGCCUCACAAGAGCAAGCACACAGCAUCGCUUCUACCUCACUCAGCACACGAACGCCAAUCGACCAAACAGCCCACAACCCAAGGAAAGUCAACGAGUUGGUAAUCCUGUGUAAACACCGCUAAGGUCAUUGUAGCCCAGUGGUCCCCAGGCUGCUGACAGGUGUGUAACCCCACAUGGCUCCUGAGCUGUCCAUGGCUACACAGAGGAGGAAUCAGAAGGCAGCCACCUCCUCUCCCCCGUAUGAAUUUCACACAAGUACAUAUUACCAGCAGAUAGCACUACCCAGACGGAUACCAUCUUGUAGCCCAGAACCUCUUGCCAGGCCCGGCAAGCUCUGGCUCUUGAAGCCUGGGCAGAAUGAAGAACUGUCGUCUUGAGUUCUGGAGGAGAGUUUUGCUUCUGAGCCAUCAAAGGUACUGCUACAUAUUCUGACUCAAUCAGUCUGCAGCUGUGGAGGAGGGGUCGCUCCUGCUGAGGGAAUAUCCAACCUGCUAACCCCCAAUGGGAUGGGGCACUCUGGAAGUGAACAGGGUGUCAUGUGAGUCUCCUUGAGAACUGCUGCCCGAGUGGAAAUGCUCUCAGUGGAGAAUGGCCUGGACCCUCGGGCUGCCAUCCAGGUCAUCAAGAAGAAGCUAGUGGGAUCUGUGAAGGCCCUGCAGAAACAGCAUGUGUCUCUGGACACAGUGGUCACCAGUGAAGAUGGAGAUGCUAACACCAUGUGCAGUGCCCUGGAGGCCGUGUUCAUCCAUGGCUUGCAUGCCAAGUACAUCCGUGCUGAGGCUGGCGGCAAAAGGAAGAAGCACACUCAUCAGAAGCCUCUGCCUCAGCCUGUCUUCUGGCCCCUUCUGAAAGCUGUCACCCACAAACACAUUAUCUCAGACUUGGAGCACCUGGUCUUCAUCAAUACAGACGUAGGCCGCUGCCGGGCCUGGCUGCGGUUGGCCCUCAAUGAUGGGCUGAUGGAGUGCUACCUGAAGUUGCUCCUGCAGGAACCUGCACGGUUGUGCGAGUACUAUCAGCCCACGGCCCUGCUUCGAGAUGCUGAGGAAGCCGAGUUCCUCCUGAGCUUCCUCCAAGGACUAACAUCCUUGUCUUUUGAACUCUCCUACAAGUCAGCCAUCUUAAAUGAAUGGACACUCACCCCACUGUCUCUCUCUGGGCUUUGCCCCCUCUCUGAACUGGACCCUCUCACUGUCUCUGGUGCAGAACUGCAACGGAAGGAGUCUCUGGAUUCCAUUUCCCAUUCCUCAGGCUCUGAGGACAUCGAAGUCCAACACUCAGGCCAUAAGAUCCGCAGGGACAGGAAGCUCACCGCCUCUUCCCUCAGCCUGGACACAGCCAGCUCAUCCCAGCUAUCCUGCAGCCUAAAUUCUGACAGCUGCCUGCUCCAAGAGAAUGGUCCCAAGAGUCCAGACCACUCUGAGGAACCCAUGUCCUACGACUCAGAUCUGGGCACAGCAAAUGCUGAUGACUCUGACAGGUCUCUGCAAGAGGUGUUGUCGGAAUUCAGCAAAGCCCAGGUAAAUUCUGCACCAAGCAGCGGACCAAGCCAAGAGUCAGACACCCCCAUGUUCCAGACCCCCCUCUCCCUCCACAGCCUAGCUAACAGCACACACCUGCUCUUUGAAGGAUCUGAAGAGCCCUUUCCUGCCCAUACAUCCUCUGGGACUUCAAGUGGCCACAAGCAUCAGCCCCAGGAGAGUCCAGACAUGCAGCCGCUAGGCACUGCCCAAGCUGGCCCUGCUGGGAGCACUUCAGACCAGCAGCCAUCUAGUCCCGUGGCCGGAGCAGCUGACCAAGGAAGUGAGCCUUGGAAGGCCCUGGAAUAUGGCAGAGUUGGACCGAAGCUUGUGGUUUCCUCUCCUACGAGUCCGAAAGGCAAGAGCUGGAUUUCUGAAGAUGACUUCUGCCGACCUCCCAAGGAGCAUGCUCUGAAGAACACUUCAGAUCUUUGCAUAUCUCCUCUGCAAGGGACUCCAGAGUUGAGGACUGCUCUCCACGGGCCGUUUUCUCAAGGACCAAGAAAGAGCUGCUCCCUGGGGGCCUUAGACAAAGCGUGUGUGUCCUCGCUGGACUACAGAAAUGCCCAGACAGCUCCAUCUCCAGCGGUGACACAAGACCAUAAAAACUUCUGUGUGGUGCAUCGAAGGCAGAUGGGGCUCUCUAACCCAUUCCGGGGCCUCAUGAAGCUGGGCACAGUAGCCCGGCGAGGAGCCAUGGGCAUCUGGAAGGAAUUCUUUUGUGAGCUGUCCCCACUGGAGCUCCGCCUCUACCUGAGUGACGAGGAGCGCACCUGUGUGGAGAGCUGCUCCCUGCUACGGUGUGAGGCCGUGGGACCAGCACACAGCGAUGGACGUUUUGAGUUGGUCUUCUCCGGCAAGAAGCUGGCUCUCCGUGCCUCCUCCCAGGACGAGGCUGAGGACUGGCUUGACCGUGUGCGGGAGGCUCUGCAGAAGGUGCGCCCUCAGCAGGAGGAGGAGUGGGUGAAUAUCCAGUACCCAGACCAGGCUGAGGAUUCCCCAGAGGCGCCACCAGACAACCUUCCCCCCUAUUCAGCCCUGCUCCCAGAACAUGCAGGUGCACAGGGAAUACAGCCAAACUGGACAUCUGCCCAGGUUCCAGAGCCAGAUGCUAUCAAAGAGUCUCUUUUGUACCUGUAUGCAGACCGGACCUGGAUUCCCUAUAUCUUUUCCCUGUCCUUGGAGUCUCUGAAAUGUUUCCGUGUGAGAAACAAUGAGAAGAUGCUAAGUGAUAGCCAUGGAGUGGAGACCAUCCGGGACAUCCUGCCAGACACCAGCCUUGGGGGCCCAGCCUUCUUCAAAAUCAUCACGGCCAAGGCUGUCCUCAAACUGCAGGCCAAGAACACUGAGGAGGCCGCCCACUGGAGAGACCUAGUCAGGAAAGUGCUGGCGUCUUACUUAGAGUCAGUUCAGGAGGCUGUGACACUUGCUGGGAGUCUGGAUGAAAACUGUCAGGAGGUCCUGAAGUUUGCCACCAGGGAGAAUGGCUUCCUGCUACAGUACCUUGUGGCCAUCCCGACCGAGAAGGGCCUCGACUCCCAGGGCUGCUUCUGUGCAGGUUGCUCCCGGCAGAUCGGCUUCUCCUUUGUACGACCUAAGCUCUGUGCCUUCUCUGGCCUAUAUUACUGUGACUUCUGCCACCAAGACGAUGCCUCGGUGAUUCCAGCCAGAAUCAUUCAUAACUGGGACCUCACAAAGCGCCCGGUCUGCCGGCAGGCCCUGAAGUUCCUGGCCCAGAUCCGGGCCCAGCCCCUCAUCAACCUGCAGCUGGUGAACGCCUCUCUGUAUGAGCAUGUAGAGCGCAUGCACCUCAUUGGCAGGAGCCGGGAGCAGCUGAAACUUCUGGGGGACUACCUGGGCCUGUGCCGAAGUGGUGCUCUGAAGGAGUUGAGCAAAAGGCUAAGCCACAGGAAUUACCUCUUGGAGUCUCCUCACAAAUUCAGUGUUGCUGACCUCCAGCAGAUUGCAGAGGGGGUGUAUGAAGGAUUCCUCAAAGCCCUGAUUGAAUUCGCCUCCCAGCAUGUCUACCACUGUGACCUGUGCACCCAGCGAGGCUUCAUCUGCCAGAUCUGCCACCACCAGGACAUCAUCUUUCCCUUUGAGUUUGACACCACAGUCAGGUGUGCUGAAUGCAGAACUGUCUUCCAUCAGAGCUGCCAGGCUGUGGUGAGGAAGGGCUGUCCCCGCUGUGCCCGCCGGCGCAAGUACCAGGAACAGAACACUGUCAGUUAGCCCUGCUGUCCUGACCUUCCAAGGCCGUCCAGCUGGUUUGUCAUCGGCCUAGGCCUCUCCUCCCUGUAAGGAAGACUCUCUGGUGUGCCCAGAGCUCCAGCCUACAGAGAAGGCACAGGAAGUCGCAGUGAUGCCUGUGGCCCCUCACUACCCUUGUGCUCCAGGAGAAGGAGAUACACCAGGCGCCUCUCCACAGGGCCUGCUUACCCAGCUGUCAUGGCACCUCCGUUAGGGCUGUUCAUACACUGUUGAAACGAAGCUUGGUGAGCAUGUGUAAACCAUGCUCCUGAGUACAAGGUCUAGUUUUUUUAAGGUGGGUUUUCCCCCCUUCGUAUUUAAACAGAAAAUAUUUUUUUAUUCUUGACCUACCCAAAUCACCCAAGAAAUAGACUCCUUCACCCGAGCAGAUGGGUAAGAGGAAGCCCAGCCUAGAGGCAGGCAUGGAGCCGGGUGGAAGGGUGCCUUUCCUUUGCCCUUUCUGGCACAUACUGCCAAGAGCGCAAAUGCCAUGUGCCAAAUGGCCUGUCGUUGUAAGGCUGGUUGGUUUCAGCAACCACCUUCCCUCCCUUGUCAUGCUCUCCCAGAAAGCAGUCCCUCCCUCUCAGAGCCCCUGGCUCCUUUCUGGCCUGGGAGUACAGCACAGCAGGAGCAGGGGAAUGACCAGCACCAGCACUGUCAGCACUUUGAACCUUCCUUUCUCAGGAAGGCCACACCCUUGCCCACCUCAUCCCCGUGCCCUCCUUAGUGCUGCAGGGUAGAGUAGGCUGGAAGCCAGAGAGCCCCAAGCUCCAUCUGUGAAGAGGAGGCGCCAUCCUUCAGCUACAGAGAUAGGGAUUUGCCCAGAAGCUGCCCUGCAGAGCUCCAUCAGCCUAGUCUCAAAGCUUGAGUUCAGAAUGUUCCUUGAGUUUUCACCUAGUCCAGCAGGACACUGCAGCACCCAAAUGACUUCCUGGAAGUGGGGUUGCCCUUGAGAGGCUCUUGGGUCUGAUGGCCACAUCCUGGAAUUGUUUUCAAGUAGCCUUGAGGCAUGUAGGGAGUAGGGAUGCGCUCUGCUACCCUCACCUCUCCUGAACCCCCACCCCACCCCGUCUGGCCAUCCCAGAGCAACCAGCUCAGAGCCAGAUGGAAUGGAGGACCUCCCUGGAAAUGACCUGUCAUGUCUAGAGAGGAGGUGUCCCCACCCUCACGGAGGUGCAUGAGCUGAGUCACCUGAAGCCUGACGAGUUGUGCAAUAAAACAGGAGGCAGAGGCUGCCACACAGUUAGUUCAUCUGUCCCCAUCAUGGAAGACAGCACUCACCAGUGGCUGAAACACCAAAGCCUCCAGAGCCACCCAGUGUAUCCAUGUCUGCGCCCCCUCCCCCAAGUAGCAUUAACACAUCCCCCAAACUACAGCCCCAUCAGAGCCUCCCUGGUUUUGGGUCCUGAAUGGCAGGAGUCUGUGGCCUGUCCCAUGAGAGUGUAUUACAGAACUUGCCUAGGAGGUAGAGUCCUCCCGCUACCUGGACUGUGAGCAUUAGAGCUGUCUCUUGCCCCUUUACUAAGCUACUGAUGUGCUCAAGUUCGAGGCUUGCCCCCACCAGAAGAGAGCUCACGUGAACCUCUGCAGUGCCCACACUAUUGAAAAAAAACGCUAUUUUAUGCAAUAUUCUGACAAGUGGGCCUUGGCAAUGUAGAGAAGAAGCUGCUGCUGUGUGUGUGGUAUUUGAAUGAUUUUGCAGUAAAGACCUGGUCUUUCUAAUCA